UAGACUUUGCUUGUCCUCCUGUGAAGGAGUAAUCGAAUCAGAGAAGAGCCAUGUGAGAUACUGGUGGUGGUCUCAGCUUGAAAUCCCCCUCGCAAUGGUGAAUGUCUCAUUCAGAAAUAUCCAGGCCAUGAACGUGAUGUUCUCCUCCUGGGCCUUAGUGUUCAUGGCAAUAGGAGUCCUCACAGAAGAAUGGGUUGAACUGACACUGGAAACAAAGAAAAAUACAAUAAGCCACAGCCCCUGGAUAUGUUGUACCACUCUUUGGCCAGAAGAUGGCCUGGAAGUGGUCAGGAUCAUGAUGAUUUUGGUUCUCAACCUUUCUCUAUUCCAUAACUUGUUCCUGGGUUUGGAAGUCACUUAUCUGAUUCCUUCAACUAAAUGUAUCCUCUUCAUCACUGCCUUCCUCAGUUUCCUCACAGGUAUCCUCCUGCUCUGUGCACUCCUCCUGUAUCAUCAAAAGCUAAGGCAAGGUCGAUCCGUGUACUACUCUAGUUACAAAAUCAGCUGGAUCAUCGUCACUGGCUACUUAAGCUUUUGCCUUUUUAUGGCCUCUGGAACCAUGUCUUUGCUAGAGUGCAAGCAGUCCACCAAGGUUUGUGCCUGCGUGACCCUCCUCCCUACCUCUCAGAGAGAAAGUCAGGACGUAGAGGAGUCGAAGGGUUCUGUUGUUUCUUCACCAAAGGCAGCCAUGCCUCGUAGUAUUGUUCACACAAGGAAAGAUUCUCCAGACAGGUCACAAUUCCAAGUGCGCCGUGUAACCUGGGCUCUAUGAUUUGA
This is a messenger RNA of Lontra canadensis (Northern American river otter), 777 nucleotides long. It is a transcript of the gene TMEM225, whose product is annotated as transmembrane protein 225. Bases 95 to 772 code for a protein of 225 amino acids. Gene Ontology annotation, biological process: negative regulation of phosphatase activity. The record is from RefSeq and is a predicted model, not a curated record. The transcript is spliced from 4 exons. Lineage: Eukaryota; Metazoa; Chordata; Mammalia; Carnivora; Mustelidae.